Messenger RNA from Cannabis sativa, 1258 nucleotides. RefSeq names its product increased DNA methylation 2-like. Gene Ontology annotation, cellular component: nucleus. The record is from RefSeq and is a predicted model, not a curated record. The transcript is spliced from 3 exons. The coding region runs from base 1 to 1077 and encodes 358 amino acids. NCBI's taxonomy places the organism in Eukaryota, Viridiplantae, Streptophyta, Magnoliopsida, Rosales, Cannabaceae.
AUGAAUGCUUAUUUCUUGAUUGGUACUUACUUUGGACCUGAUCUUAAAGGGGGGUUCCCUAAAAAGUCCAUCUUGCAGAGAAUUGCUGAGGGGCUUCCACCUUAUACUUCUGAUCAGCUAGCUGGUUCAUCACACAUGGAAAUCGUAGAGGUAGAGCGUAUUUACCGUUAUGUUCUUAGGAAGGCUGACCAAUCUGCUGUUGUAAAAUUACCUUUGUUGCUCCAAUUCUUUGAUGGUAUUCUCCCUAAAAAUGGAAACGACCCAACUGCCAACUACCCUCAGUUUCCCGAUCUCUUUCCUCCUUUACUUCAUCGCCAUUCACUGAACCAAUACCGAAACAAGAUUGUAGAAAACAUAGUAUUUGUUAACAACCCAAACAUAUUUUACAUUGACAGAGAGGAUGUUGAAAGAUUCAGGAGGUUAACCGGACUGCAUGAUGUUCUUUUGGAUGAAGAUGCUGCAAGAUUUCAUACUAUUGAUGGUGUCAUUUCACAUAGUGCAGCACCUCCAGUGGAUGAGAUUAAUGGAGGCCUUUCUCCUUCCAAAUCCUCACAAAGGAAUAGGAAAGCUAGACAUGUAGACAAGGUUCUUAAGAUGGAUGGUUCCCUUCAACAUGACAUGGCUAGUCCGGCGAUGAUAUUUCUUCCUUCGCUUCCUACUGUAUCAGAAUUGUCUAAAAUAGUAGCUGCUACUAAGAACGGAUUUGCAUUGACUGGGAGUGCAGCAGCGGGAGCUGUUGGGCCAACUGUAGGACUCGUGGACAUUGGGGAGUGCGAGGACUCUUACAUCUUUCGCAUUUCCCUUCCAGGAGUGAAGAGAGAUGAAAGUGAUUUUAGUUGUGAAGUUUCAAGUGAGGGCGAGGUAUUAAUACGCGGGGCUACUACAACGGGUGAGAAGACAGUACACAGGUACUCCCAAAUAUUCGAAAUGCAAACGCAGAAUUUAUGCCCUCCAGGGCGGUUCUCUAUCUCUUUUAAACUCCCCGGUCCAGUUGAUCCUCAACAAUUUUCUGGUAAAUUUGGCAUUGAUGGGAUUCUCGAAGGCAUUGUACUGAAAGAAAAUCUGCAGAUGAAAUGAAAAUGAUGCCUUCUAUCUAACAUUGCCUCUUAAUACUGAAACAAGUUGUUGUGUAGAGUCAAGAAUACUACUUGAUGUUUGUCAUUUUGUCAAGUAAAUAAUGUUAAUUUUACCCUUAUAGAGUCUUUGAGACUUUCCAAGUUUUACUUUUACACUAUGUUGAGAUAAAGCCCAUUUACAG